Messenger RNA from Punica granatum (pomegranate), 2310 nucleotides. Lineage: Eukaryota; Viridiplantae; Streptophyta; Magnoliopsida; Myrtales; Lythraceae. The record is from RefSeq and is a predicted model, not a curated record.
CAUCAAAUAAUUUUACCAAGUCAUUGCCCUUCUUCUCUCUAUAAAUCUCUUCCACUUGCUUAUCUUCUCCUCUCAGUCACAACCUUCUCCUUCCCCCCUCCUUCCUCUACCUUCUUCCUCUUCUUCAUCAUCAUCAUCAUCAUCUUCUUCUUCUUCUUCACGUUGCCCGGGCGCUUACGAGUUUUCUUUCCCAUUAGACCUCCGAGAUUAUAACUCCCAGUUGCUUUUUUUCUCAUCCAAGAUCACAUCCAAUUCGGUUUUGUCUCAUUUUUGUGCCCGUGAAUUGUUCAUCUCCGGUUUACGGCUUCAUUCGAACGACAACGGACCUCUACAUUGUUGUUGUCAUUGUUUUCGGUCGAUCAAUAUUGCUGUUUUUCCCGACAAACACCAGUACAGCAAGGAAGUAAGUUGGUUGCUUAUUAUCCUGUGUGACACGGCGCAUUGAAAGACCGUGGGACCCACCAAUCACAUGGAGCUAUCGACCGCCUUUAUGCUCCUAUCGGCCGCUGCGGCCUACUUGCUCUGGUUCAAGUUCAUCACUAGGUCGCUGAGCGGUCCCCGUGUAUGGCCCUUAGUCGGCAGCCUGCCCGGGCUCAUCAGGAACUCGAACCGCAUGCAUGAGUGGAUCGCAGAGAACCUCCGCGCGUGCGGCGGCACCUACCAGACCUGCAUCUCCCCGAUCCCUUUCCUCGCCCGGAAGCAGGGGCUUGUGACGGUCACUUGUGACCCGAAGAACCUGGAACAUAUUCUGAAGGCCCGGUUCGAUAACUACCCAAAGGGGCCAACGUGGCAGGGGGUGUUCCAUGACCUGCUUGGGGAUGGGAUCUUCAACUCGGAUGGCGAGACUUGGGUGUUCCAACGCAAGACUGCCGCGUUGGAAUUCACCACCAGGACUCUCCGCCAGGCCAUGGCUAGGUGGGUGAGUCGGGCCAUUAAGAACCGGUUCUGUCCGAUCCUCAAGAUAGCUCAGCUUGAGGGCACGACCGUGGACCUCCAGGACCUAUUGCUUCGGCUGACAUUCGAUAACAUAUGUGGGCUGGCUUUUGGUAGGGACCCGCAGACGUUGUCCCAGGGGCUCCCUGAGAACGGCUUCGCCACAGCAUUCGACCGAGCCACGGAGGCCACAUUGCAGCGGUUCAUCUUGCCGGAGAUCAUAUGGAAGCUAAAGAAAUGGCUGAGGCUUGGGAUGGAGGUCAGCCUGAGCCGAAGCCUCAACCACAUUGACAGCUACUUGUCCGACAUCAUCAAUACGCGAAAGCAAGAGCUGCUGAGUCAGCAGGGUGGCAACCUCCACGAUGACCUGUUGUCGAGAUUCAUGAAGAAAAAGGAGUCCUACUCAGACAGAUUCCUCCAGCAUGUUGCACUCAAUUUCAUCCUAGCAGGACGCGACACGUCAUCCGUCGCGAUGAGCUGGUUUUUCUGGUUAGUCAGCCAAAACCCCCGAGUGGAAGAGAAGAUCCUCCUCGAGAUCGGUGCCGUCCUAAUGCAGACACGUGGCAGUGACACCACCAAGUGGGUGGAGGACCCGCUGGUGUUCGAAGAAGUCGACCGGCUGAACUACCUCAAAGCGGCACUGUCCGAGACGCUGAGGCUGUAUCCAUCAGUGCCCCAGGACUCGAAGCACGUGAUCGCAGAUGAUGUCCUACCGAGCGGGGACUUCGUGUCCGCUGGCUCAAAUAUCACCUAUUCCAUCUACUCUGUCGGCCGCAUGCCAUUCAUCUGGGGGGAUGACUGCCUCGAGUUCAAGCCUGAGCGGUGGCUCUCCCCCGACUGCAUGAAGUAUGAGGUGAAGGACUCCUACCGGUUCCUUGCAUUCAAUGCGGGACCAAGGAUAUGCCUGGGGAAGGACUUGGCGUACCUGCAGAUGAAGUCCGUGGCGGCGGCAGUACUGCUGCAGCACCGGCUCAUGGUUGCACCGGGGCACCGGGUGGAGCAGAAGAUGUCACUGACACUGUUCAUGAAGUAUGGUCUCAGGGUUCACGUGCACCCGAGGGACUUGAGGUCUAUUGUAGCAAGCUUACAGAAGGAUCAGUCGCACGUUAAAAAUGGCGUCGUCAACGGGAACCAUAGUCCGGUGGUUGAAGUGGUUAACGGAUUUGCUUAAUUGACUUCUUUUUCCUUAAUCCAACAUGGGAGGGAAAGUUUGGCUUUUGUCUAAUUUUGUCAAUAUAGGCAUAAGAUGAAUCAUCUGUCUAGUUGUACUAUAGUUCCAUCAUAUAAGUUGUUAUGGGCAAAUAAGUCAGCAUAUAAUUAUAGUAUUGAAUAUAAAUCUCCAUAUAUAUACAUGUGUACAAAUAUGAUUGAAAUGAA